Messenger RNA from Carcharodon carcharias (great white shark), 8326 nucleotides. Its product is annotated as FRAS1-related extracellular matrix protein 1-like. Gene Ontology annotation, biological process: cell communication. The record is from RefSeq and is a predicted model, not a curated record. Lineage: Eukaryota; Metazoa; Chordata; Chondrichthyes; Lamniformes; Lamnidae. The transcript is spliced from 35 exons. Bases 188 to 6604 code for a protein of 2138 amino acids. Gene Ontology annotation, cellular component: membrane.
CGCAUCAGCUGUUGACACUUAUGAGUUUUGCUUUGGGAAAUUGACUCUCCAAGAUUCAUCUAAAACCCUGGCUAAUACGUCUGUUUCCAGAGAGCUUUUGUCAUACUGUGCUCUGCUUUGAUGGGAAAUAAAUUGAAUAGCAGUUUGUGAAGAGCUGGCUUUGUUAUUCAAAUCUGACUGAGUUAAAAUGAAACAUUCCUGGAAACAUUCUGCAUUCCUUCUGCAUCUAUUCUUUUGGGGAUAUAUUGCACCUUCCUUUGUCCAGGUGAACCAUGGCAUAAAAGUUCCCAAGGGUCAGUCUGUGUUUCUUUCCGAGGAGGACCUACAGUUCAACAUUCCAAAGGAGAAGGACAGCUGCAAAGUGGAGGUGGUUAUGAAUGAGCCAAUCACUCAACGAGUUGGGAAGCUUACCCCCCAGGUUUUUGAUUGCCAUUUCCUAGCCAAUGAAGUGAAAUAUACUCACAACGGUUGUCCAAUUCUGGAUGAAGACCAAGUCAUGCUGAGACUUUACAGGUUUACAGAGACAGAAACUUUCACAGAAACAUUCAAUCUUAAGGUUCGCUUACUUGAUUCAGACUGUAACAUCAUCCAUCUGGGUUCAACGCCAUUGGAGGUUCCUGAGUUUUACGGUUUAUCCAAUGCAAUCGAUAAGAACGUGCUCACAUUUGCCUACGAUACGGUGAUGAAUCUUGAUUGUACUGUGCGGGUGGCCACUCAGGAAACUUUACUCCCAGCGUAUGGACAAAUUGUCAUGGGGCAGCUUCCGAAGGAACAGGUUUGGGGCGACCAGCCACACAGCUUUUUACGCAUCAGGAAGAAAUCCAAAUUGGGACUGGAGCCAGGCCAGGGCGAUUUGAAGGAGGUUCGCACUUUUAAAGUGAACUGUGAAGAGUUCCUUAGAAUGGGUCUUCGCUAUCAUCAUCUCAGUCCUCCUUCUCCUGAUGUUGACUACAUCACUAUUAGCUUGGAACUUGUUGACAGCAGAAGCAAAAAUGUGCACAAGACAGAGAAUGCCUGGAUUCCAGUCAGAAUCAGGAAUGCUUUUUCCAAUCAGCCUCCUAAAGCGAGCUUUAUAGCUAUGUUCAUCUUGGAAGUGGAUCAAUUUAUUCUGACACCCUUAACCACACGUACCCUGGAUGGUGAAGACAGCGAAAACCCCAAAGCCCAACUUGUGUUCAACAUCACCAAGCCACCUCCGCAGGGUUUUAUUACUCAUUUAGCAGAUCACACCAAAUCAAUCACAUCAUUCACCUGGACUGACCUGAAUGAGGUGUUAAUUGCAUACCAACCCCCAAACUGCAGUCACACUGAGAGGAGAAACUAUGAGGUAGAAUUUGAAGUUCAUGAUCUCUACUUCAGGAACAGUGCCCCAAUCAUGGUGCAUAUCUCGAUAAGGACAGCUGAUACCAAUGCUCCCAGAAUUUCCUGGAACAUGGGACUUGAUCUAUUGGAAGGACAAUCUCGACCUAUCACUUGGGAGCAGUUUCAGGUAGUCGAUAAUGAUGACCUUACUGCAGUUCGCUUGGUUACUGUGGACGGCUUACAACAUGGACGACUUACAGUAAGAGGUGGAAAAGGUUUUAUGUUUACAGUCAAUGAUAUUAAGUCUGGUGUUGUUCGUUACCAUCAUGAUGAUAGUGACUCCACAAGCGACUUCGUUGUAUUUAGAGUUUUUGAUGGUCGUCAUAGUAUCCGGCACAAAUUCCCCAUCAACAUCCUGCCUAAAGAUGACAGCCCUCCUUUCCUUAUCAACAAUGUUAUCUUCGAGCUGUGUGAGGACCAAGAAAUACUGAUUGAGAAGUUUAUGCUUCAAGCUUCAGACAUGGACUCAAGUGAUGAUCACAUCCUUUUCAAAAUCAUCAAAAGUCCGCAGGCUGGAGAAAUUAUGAAAAGAACAGCUCCUGAACUAACAGGUUAUCCCAUCACUAGGUUCUUACAGAGAGAUCUCUUCAAUGCUAUGAUCUAUUACCGUCACUUGGGAGGUGAAGUAUUUGAAGAUUCCUUUGAGUUUAUCCUGUCCGAUAGCCAUGACCCACCAAACUUCUCUGAGCCUCAGGUUGUAAUUGUUCACAUUACACCAGUGGAUGAUCAACUUCCCAAAGAAGCACCAGGAGUUGUGCGCCAUCUUGUUGUCAAGGAGACUGAGAUAGCUUAUCUGACAAAGAACCAGUUGCACUUCACAGAUGCAGAGUCACCAGAUAGAGAGAUCAUAUAUACAAUAACAACUCCGCCAUUCUUUACUUCAAUACUUGGCAUGUCUGAUGCUGGGAAACUGUUUCUGACAGACAGUAUGAAGAAAUUGAUUAAAGAAUCCAGUGUCCCGAUGCUGAGAUCAUUCACACAGCAUGCUGUCAAUUACCUGAAAGUGGCUUACAUGCCUCCUAUGCAGGAUAUAGGACCAGAUCCACUGCACCUUCAGUUUCUCUUUUCAGUCAGCAAUCAACAUGGUGGCACUUUAAUUGGCUUUUGCUUCAAUAUUACAAUUCUCCCGGUCGACAAUCAAGCUCCAGAGAUACUCACAAAGCAAUUGAAAGUUGAGGAAGGGGGAAAAGGGCAGAUUACUGUGGACCACGUGUUAGUGACGGAUGUCGACACCAAGGAGGACCAUAUCAGGGUCAUGCUUCAAAAGAAACCAGUGCAUGGAGUGGUAGAAAUGGAUGGAGUUCCUAUGAUUGAAGGGAACAUGUUCACCCUGGAAGACCUCAGACAAUUCAAAAUUAGGUACAAUCAUGAUGACUCUGAGACAAUGCACGAUGAUGUCAUCUUUUCAGCGAUGGAUGGCUCAAAUUCAGCUGAAAGUGUUCUAGAAAUAAAGGUAUUGCCAGUGAAUGAUGAACCUCCAGCAAUGAAGCCUGGCCUGAGCUCCAUGUUGUAUUGCCUUGAAGGGGAAGAAGUCACUAUUACAGCAGAGAAUCUCUAUGCCACUGACAUUGAUAGCGACGAUGAAAAGCUGAUGUUCAUGAUUGCAAGGCAACCAUUUAAUGGGGUGGUACAGAAGGGCAGCCAGAUUGUUGACCACUUUUCUCAGGCAGAUAUCAUUGCUGGAACAGUGACGUACAUACACACUGGUGGUGAAGUGGGUUUAGCACCCUGUUUUGACACCAUUACUUUUGUUAUCUCGGAUUGGGAUGGAAGUACACUGGAAGGCUGCUGCUACAAGGAAUCACUUCCCCCUCCAUUACCCAUGCACGAAUCUCUCCCUGUGUAUGAUCUCAACAUUACUGUAAUUCCCAUCAACAACCAGCCGCCGAGAAUUAUCAUUGGUGAAACAUUCAUUGUUGAUGAAGGGUCAUCAGCUGCCAUUACAAUUGACCAUUUGUGUGCUGGUGAUCCAGAUACUGCCAUUGAUGAAUUGACUUUUGUUCUGUGGUCCCCACCCCAGUUUGGAUACAUAGAGAACACAUUGCCUUCACCAGGCUAUGAGAAGAGUAAUAUCGGCAUCAGCAUAGAUUCCUUUGAUCUGAAGCACAUGAAAGAUUUGCACAUCAACUAUGUUCAGUCUCGACAUCAGCAGAUGGAACCAACAGCAGAUCAGUUCAUGCUCUAUGUCACUGAUGGGGAGCAUCAGUCCCUGGAGGUGCCAUUUUAUGUUAUAAUCCGACCUACAAAUGAUGAAACUCCAAGUUUCCUUGCCAGGAAUAUCACUGUAUCUGAAGGUCAAAUGCGUGAAUUGGAUCCAUCAAUAAUCAAUGUGGUAGACCUAGAUGUGCCACCAGACAGCCUGAUGUUUACUAUAAGCCAGGAACCCUACCAUGGAAGGAUCAUGAAUGGAAUGUAUGGGAAUGAUGAUGUUCAGCACAAACGACUCACCCACAGUCAUGACCAGCUCCCUGUGUAUGACUUCACGAUGGACCAGCUGAAACAUGGAAUGAAGUUGAUGUAUAUGCAUGAUGACUCUGAAACUGUGGCAGACAGCUUCACCAUUCAGCUGUCAGAUGGCAAGCACAAAGUCCACAAAGUCAUUUCAGUCGUGAUUCUUCCACUGAACGAUGAACAACCGUUACUGAGCAGGAACAAUGGACUGAAGGUGGAGAUUGGAGAUAGCAAAAUCAUCUCGAGUGUAGUCCUGGAAGCUGAAGAUAAAGACAGUUCAAGACAGCAUGUGUAUUAUGUGAUAGAAAAUGCUCCCAAUCAGGGAGUGCUCCAGCUCAAGGAAGGCAGGGACUGGCUGCCCCUGCACCUUGGCAUGAACUGCAGUCAAGAUGACAUCGAUAUGAACCGACUGAGAUAUGUGCACACUGGAUCAAUUGGGUCAAAAGGUCAAGACAGUUUUAAUUUCCGCCUAUCAGAUGGUGAUAACAGAUCUUCAGUGCACCGCUUCCAAAUCUCCAUUCAGAACAUUGAAAAGGGUGAAAUUGUUAUUUUACUAAAACCACUCACCAUCAUCAAGGGAGACAGAGGCACUUUGACAACAGCCGUCCUUCUUGCUUCUGAUGGUACAAACAAACCUGAGGAGCUGCUUUAUGUCUUAACAGUGCCACCAAAGUAUGGACAAGUAGAAUAUAUCAACUACCCUGGAGUGGCAAUAACCAGUUUCAGCCAGAUGGAUGUGGCAGCUCAGACAGUUUCUUAUACUCACAAAAGCAAGGCAGCAGCUACGAGAGAUUCAUUGAGAUUCAUUGUCAGCAAUGGGCUGUCCACAAGAAACGGAAGUCUAGAGAUCAUCAUUGAGAACAUUGAUCGCAUCCUGCCCACACUGUCGAACAACAGAGGGAUUCGAUUGGUUGAAGGCUCCAUGAAGUCCAUUUCUCCAGAGGUGCUACAGUUAUCUGACCCUGAUACUCCCCCACAGAACCUUACGUACAUCAUUGCACAGCAUCCACAGUUCGGCCAACUAUACCACAAAGGGAUUGUACUUCGUCAGCACAACUUCACGCAGUUGGAUGUUGACAACAUGGAUGUAGCAUACAAACAUGAUGGAGGAGAUUCGCAGAUUGACAGGUUUACCUUUAUUGUCACUGAUAUGACCAAUCACGGCUUUCUGGUCAAUGGAAAAUUGCAUACUGAGCCAUCUGUAUUCACAAUUGAGGUGGACCAUGUGGACAAGGCUGCCCCAAGAAUAGUUUACCUACAGUGCCCAUCAAAAGUCGAAGUGUUAAAAAACAGCAAGUAUGGAAUCUACAUCUCUUCUCGAGACUUGAAAGCAUCAGACAGCAAUAGCAAAGACGAAGAACUGAUUUUCCAUAUUUUACGUGCUCCACAUUUUGGUUACUUGGAAAACAUCACUACUGGAGGAUUCAUUCGCAAUAAGUUCACACAGAAAGACCUGAACAGCAAGAGCAUCAUUUACAUUAUAAGAUCUUCAUCAGAAGUAACAUCGGACAGUUUGGAGUUUCAGGUUUCAGAUUCCACAGGAAACUCAGCUAUUCCUCAAAUACUUGAUCUCAAAUGGUCUCAUAUAGAAAUGGUAGAAUCAGAGUACCAGGUCUGUGAAGAUGUAGGAUUGUUCUCUGUGAAAGUCAUGAGGACUGGAUACUCCAUGGAUUCUUCUUAUAUUGGCAUAAAGGUCAAUAGCAUUUCAGCCUCUGUUGGAAAGGAUUUUACUCACAGUUCUGCCAACCUUAUCCAGUUUGAUCCAGGUGUAUCAGUAAAGAAUUGGAAUAUAGUAAUUAUCAAUGAUGGUUUAGAAGAAAAUAAAGAAACAUUUGAAGUGUUACUUGCAUCGCCAGUGAAUGCAGUUCUUGGUGCUAAGACAAAAACAUUGAUCAAAAUCAUUGAUGCAAGAGGAGAUCGCUGCAGCCUUACAGCUUCUAAUGAUAGAAGUGAAGACAAUCCACCAGUCAAAGUGCUGAGAGGGAGACUGACUUCGGGUUCCACAGCCCUCUCAAACCUUAAAAGUGACCCGAGCCAGGUGGCAGAAAUGCCAAUUACUAACUUGCAUGAAGAGGUGGAACAGUCCCAAGGGGAUGCACCGCAAGAGUUCCCUCAAAAAUCUCUUCCCAAGAAGAAACUGAGGGUGACUGGAAAUGGAAAAAUGAUUAACCCAUCAUCUACAUUCAGAAAUGGAACUGACCUUAUAUUUAUGUACCAUGGAUUAAUAUCACUGAAGGUUGAGGAUGACCACAAUCCCUCAAUGUCCAAUAAAAGAGCAAAAAUACUGGUUACCAGCCACGGUCAACAGCAUUUUCCUGGCAGGAUAGAGCUUCCACAGAGUGAUAAAGUAAUGGCAAUGCCAGCAUCACAACAUCUUCCUGGAAAACAGGAGCUGAGUGCUAAAAAAUGUCCUUUUGGAUGGACCUACCAUGAUAAUAGAUGUUAUUAUCUGAACACUAAACACAAGGCAACCUGGACUGGAGCAGCCCGGGCCUGCAAGGAAAUGCACCAUGGCAACCUUGUGAGCGUCAUUUCAAAACAGGACAUGGAAUGGCUGUGGGAUUUCAGUGGAAGACGUCCCUUCUGGAUUGGUCUCAAUGAUAGGAUCAGUCCAGGAAAAUGGGAUUGGGCUGGGGGAGAACAUGUGUCCUUCACAAAUUGGAAACAAGGUCCCCCUCCUGCUUCGAGGAAAAAAGGCAAGAACUGUGUUCUCGUGAGGAGAAGAGGAAAGUGGCAGGUUAAAAAUUGCAAGCGGGGCAAGCCACAUUACUACAUGUGCUCCGUUCGUUAAUAAAUACAAGAAUAUUCACAUUGAGAUCAAUAUGUACAUAUUGUAUUUGCAAUAUUUAUUUACAAUAUUUGGAAGUGCACCAAUAACACUUUUUAUCUUUCUUUGCCCAUUCUUACUAGUCAUUGCAUGAAUCUUUGUGAAGUUGUGGCAAAAUGUGGAACUGGGUCUCUUCAGUUAGAAGGAAGAGUUUCAGAUAGUCAUAACUAACCACAAUGUGACUAACUACAGUGUGAACUUCACAGCAAUUAUUAACAGUUUGAAGUUUUACUAAAUCAAAUGUGACAUUAACCAAGUGAACUUAUUAAGUAUUUGACCAUAACACUAUUUUAUACUCAUUUAGGCAAGGUAGACUUAAGUUUCUAAAAUAAAGAGAACCAUCAUAGAUUGUAAAAUAAACCAGGGGUUAAAUAGGGGAGUACUCGUUAUGGGUGCACAAUGUCCACACAAUGAGAACAAUCUGCGAUCAAUUCCUGAGGUUGGAGAAGUGCAUGAUUUUGGGCUUUAAACUUCAUCAUAAUAUAGACAGUGCUAAGGUAAAAGCCUGCACAGAUUCGUGCCUCAAUUCCCAGAUAAGAGGUUAGGUUGGAAGGAAAGAAUUUGGAGGAGAAAUGGAUGAGCCUCAGAGUCCAUGAUUGGGAUUCAGUGAUGGAUUUAGUAGGAAGAUUGCAAGCCACAGGAGUAUGAUUAGGGGGGUCAAGAGAAUUCUCACGAGGAGAUAUUAGAACAGGUGACCAAAAAACUUGGUUAAAGACUAGAUUUUAAUAUAGGAAGAGGAGAAAUUAAGCAGAGAGGUUGACCGAGUUAGUUUCAGAGUUACGGGCCUAGGCACUGAAAACGCAGCCUCUAAUUGAGCGAAUAAUUUCAAAGAUAAGCAGAAGGCCAGAAUUGCAGUACAGAGGUCUGUGGGGUUAUAGGGCUGGAGGAGGUUAGAGGUAGGUAGGGCCAAGCCAUGGAGGGAUCUGAAAACAAAGAUGAGAAUUUUAAAACCUUCCAAUGAAAGAACUAUUGGGUCAUUUUAAUCCCAAAGAACAGGUAGGCUUGUGUAAGGUGGGAAGUACACUUUUUGUUACAAAAGACGUACAAAAACAAGGAAGUCAUAGUGAACCUUUAGAAAAUCCAUAAUAUGAUCUUAGUUUUGUUUGUUUUACCACCACUCAAGUUGUAAACCAACAUUAGACUUAAUUCUUAGGUUUUAAUUUAUGCACCAUGUAUUUAUCUGCUAUAAUAAGACAGCAUAGUCUUUGAUCACCAACAAAGAGUAAUUACACCUUUCCAUUUUGGUACCCUACACCAUUUAAAUGGAAUGCUUUAAAACUACUUCUGCAGUAACUGAAAUAUGCAGUAGAUUGCUUACAUUUCUGAACAGCAUUGAUUUAGUUUAAUGUGGUACUCUGCAAAUGUUCAAUGAAGUAGUCAUUUUGUGAAAGACAACAUAUUUCAUCCAUUUUAAACUAAAUGCUUCAGGAAAUUAUGUUUCUCAAACCUCCAUCACAAUCGGAUUUUUGCUUUCAUCCUUUUCCCCACAUUCAUAUAUGCGAUAAUUGUAAGAAUAAGCCAUUGUUGCUUAAUUCUGCGAGCUUCACUAUUACUAGAUACUGGAGGGUGAUUCCAUAAUCUACACACAUUAUAGGGGGCACUAUUCAAAGAGAGUGCAUCUUGGAAACUUUUGGGUGUGCAACAUGUUACGGUUUGUCUAUUAAUUUCAAUAAAUAGUAAAUCAGA